Messenger RNA from Oryzias latipes (Japanese medaka), 3874 nucleotides. The record is from RefSeq and is a predicted model, not a curated record. NCBI's taxonomy places the organism in Eukaryota, Metazoa, Chordata, Actinopteri, Beloniformes, Adrianichthyidae.
UUAGUCCCACCUUUUUGUGUUUCCCGCACCGUCAAUCAAAAUAGAAAAAAAUCGACCCGAAUUCACCGAAUCAACACUAGCCCGCCUUUGAUAAAAUAAUCAUGUUCGGAGUUUAGUUCAACUGGUAAUCUUUCCGCUUACUACCAUUCACGAUAUGACUGGUACGUAAAGAUUUAGCGCAUCGAAUCUGCAACUAAUCGGUGAGUUUGAGCGCUGCGGCGGAGCGAGCUGCGUCUUUUUUCAUCGCUAGCGCUAUUGCUAACUAGCUAGAUAUGGUUAGCUAACACAGCUAGCUGGCUGGCCUCGGAGUUGACAAAGUAAACAGUCGAUCUGGGCCAAAAUUCCCCGUGAAUCUCCGCUGCAAAGUAGAUUUUUUGCUGUCAGCCCCCUUUGGAUUGGAGAGUGGGGAUGCUUUGUGGGCUUUUCUGGCAAGCAGGAGUUGAAGAUUACAGAGUUUUGCUGAGUUUCCCCCCCUCUCCCUGUUAGCGCCAGAGCAGCCUCUGAAACAAGGAGAAAUGGCGUCCGCGGACGUGGACAGCAGUCAAAGCGAGUUUCUGCAAGCCGGCGGCGCAGCGGAAACACAGGCGUCAGAUAUGUCUGCCGUUCAGCUGACCGCUUCAAACCGAUGGGAAGUUCUGACCCCCGUUUCAUCUGGGAAGGAAGACCAAGGAGUUGUCCACAUUCCGAACUCUGGCAUCGUCACGUCCAAUGGACAGUACGUGCUUCCAAUCGGGAGUCUUCCCAGCCAGCCCAUUUAUGUUACAGCAUCGGGGGGCGAGGCUGCCCCCAACGGCCUGUCCGGCAUUCAGUAUCAGGUCAUCCCCCAAAUCCAAAAUGUGGACGGGACAAUUGCAGGAUUCCAGACACAAGGGUUGGACGACGGUACAGGGCAAAUACAGCUCCUCCAAGAUGGCAGCCAGGGCGCCAUUGGAAUUAGCGGCGCAACAACAGCGACCUCAGAUCUCCUGACACAGGCGGGUCAAGUUCAGUCAAUCCAAGGCGUCUCGUUGGCUGGGGGUUCGGCUUACACGGGCACCGUACCCGUGGGUCUGCCCGGCAACAUAACAUUCGUCCCCAUAAACAGCGUGGACCUGGAGUCUCUGGGGCUAACGGGGGCUCAGACGGUCCCCAUUGCAACGGGGGUAACUGCGGAGGGCCAGCUGAUCAUGAGCGGUCAGACGCUGGAGAGUCAGGGACAGGAGGGUGGUGCCAAACAGAGCGAUGCCAACGCCAACCAAGAUCUCUAUGUGCCAACCACCACCGCUUCUUCUUCUUCCAACUCCUCUCAGCUUCCGGAAACCAUCGACGGCACCGGGGUGCUCACCCAGGCAACAGCCGUGUCUGCAGGCGUGUCUGACCCCUCAUCCUCCGAAAACUUCCACUCCCACAAUCACAUGCAGCAAAUCCAGGUAUCGUCGUCCAGCGCCUCCACAAUCUCCCAGCCCAUCCUGCAGCUGUCCGGGGACAGUCAGGCACAGGCCCAGGACCUGACUGCGACAGGCCAGACUCUGCAGAGCGUGCAGCUGGUCAAUCCUGGGACCUUCCUCAUCCAGGCCCAAACUGUCACGGCUACUGGACAGAUCCAAUGGCAAACCUUUCAGGUUCAGGGCGUCCAGUCACUCCAGGGCCUGCAGUUACCCCAGGGCCAGGGCCAGGCCCAGCAGUUGACCCUCGCCCCAGUCCAGACCCUUCCCUUAACCCAGACGGGCCAGGUCAGCCUGCCCAACCUGCAGACGGUCACAGUAAACUCUGUGACGCAAUCUGGAAUUCAGUACACACAGGGAGAAAAUUCCGGCAGUCCCGUUGGUAUCCAGAUAAAAGAGGAGCCGGACUCGGAGGAGUGGCAGCUGAGCGGAGACUCCACGCUGAACCCCAGCGACCUGAACAACCUGCGGGUCCAGAUGGGAGACGAGGACAUGGAGAAUCCCGGCGGGGAGGGCAAGAGGCUCCGCAGGGUAGCCUGUACCUGCCCCAACUGCAAAGAGUCCGGAGGAAGAGGCUCCGGCAUGGGGAAGAAGAAGCAGCACAUCUGCCACAUUGCCGGCUGUGGGAAGGUGUACGGCAAAACGUCUCACCUGAGAGCUCACCUGCGCUGGCACAGUGGAGAGAGGCCCUUCGUCUGCAAUUGGGUGUACUGUGGGAAGAGAUUCACCAGGAGCGACGAGCUGCAGAGGCACAGGAGGACACACACAGGAGAGAAGAGGUUCGUGUGCACGGAGUGCGCCAAGAGGUUCAUGCGGAGCGACCACCUGGCCAAGCACAUAAAGACUCACCAGAACAAAAAGGGCGUGGUUCCCUCCACCACGUCCCCGCCCACCACGGACACCGUCAUCACCGCAGACGGAACCACGCUCAUCCUCCAGACCACCACUGCCCACGACCUCGUAGCCAAUCAGGAGAUCCCUCUGCAGCUGGUCACUGUGGCGCCGGGUGAGGUCAUGGAAUAAGAAGGGGGGGGGGGGCUUUUUCCACAAACUGGCCAAUCACAGGGACCUCUUAGGCUUUUCUUCCCCUCUUACCUUCCUUUUUUUUUGUUUUUUAAUAUGAAUAUAUACGUAAAUAUAUAUGACAAAUAUAUAUAUAUUUUAAGUGAGAGUUAUCUUACUUUGUUUUUUGCAGUCUUUUUAUAGGGGGGCAAAAAGAACAUUAAAUUGUGGUUGCUAUGUACUCAAGCGUAAACAAACACAAGAAAGUUAACACUCAAAACCCAACGUGAAUACUCAAGAAGAUGAAAUGCCUUAAUUUGUAUGAUACUCUUGUAUAAGAUGCUGGAGGUGCAUGUGUUUUUAAGCUUUGCAGGAAAUGUAACUGUAAUAGAGUUAAUCGUGUUUGUAAAAAGAGCGGGCGGGGGGGCGGGCGGUAGAACCUCAGCGGGAUCAUGUUUAUGUCACGCGUGUUCUGACUGAACCCAGCUCUCUGCUUGAAGCAGCGCAGCCCCUCCCCUCCCCCAACAGUCUGUUUUUAGUGCAGCUCCUCCAGAAACACAUUUUAGACUCAUUUCUAAAAGGUUAUUUUUAAAAAAAAAAGCUCUCUAAACUGUCCUCAAACGUGAGUUCAUGCUUACAUCCUAUUCAGUAGUGCACGAUGUCAGUUUUUAUCGAUGCAAAGCCUCGUUUUAGCCAUUAUUAGCAGGCAGCAGGUUUCCCAUAAUGCACGGCUGCAAGCAGAGCGCAGGUGUCUGUCAGAACCGGACGGCGGUGCCACAGUUCUGGAGGGAGGGAGGGGGGAACACGGAUGCAAGCCGCUCAGAGGAAGAGCUUCUUCUCUGGUCAUUCUGAGCAGAAUGUCCCAUCUGUCCUCACGAGCACUCCGUCCUUUUGUCUCUGUUCACAGAAACACUUUUGAGUUUUCUCCUGUGUUUUUGUUGUAUUCACCCCCACGUCUCGGUUUUCCACGUCUCCAUGCUGCUCUGGACAGCGUCCGACUCGUUUUUAAGGCCCAGAAGGAAGUGGGCUGCUGCAGGUGGAGAGCAUGCACUAAAGUGUGGAGGAAACUCCACCGAGGCGUUUUUUUUAGUUUUCUCUGUCAGCCAUCAUUCCAGUCGGACGCCACUUACAAAAAUGGAAUAGUUUUGUAAAAAAAAUGUCUACAUCGGGAGUUCUGGCCAGAUGUCAAGCAAAAGGAAAAGCUCGUUUUAUUUGAACUAAUGUAAUCAUUUCCUCAGUUUGUUCUCUUGUCUGUAGCAUCAUUUACAUGUAUAUUCUCUUGUUUUCACCAUGUUUAUAGAAGCCAUUACUUAGUUAACAGAAUUUGUUGUACCAAACCUUAUUUUAAGUGAUUUUACUUUUUUUUUUAAUGAAUUGGUGUAAAAAUUGAAUGUUACCUUUUGUAAAACCUUUUUUCAACUGGAUCACAAUAAAAGUCUGAAACCUUC